AUGUCAACAACGCAAGGCGAGGACGAAACUCCUACCGAGCGAAGUCCUCUCCUCGAUCAACAACAAAGUACCACCCACAACAGCGCUGGCAAUGGUGCUAUUGUCGAACCUCAGAACGUACAACCCGUGGCGAAUGAAAAUGGGCAGGAUCCAGAAUUGGCCGACGAGCCGUCCACUAAGAAGCUCAUCGCCAUCAUGGGCUCUCUCUGGGUCGGUGUCUUUUUCGCAGCUUUAGACACAACAAUAGUGGCAACGCUCUCCGCGCCCAUAUCUUCAUCAUUCAACUCCCUGACUCUCCUCUCGUGGCUCGCGUCAGGCUACCUGAUCGCCAACGCUGCAUGCCAGCCGCUAUCCGGAAAACUGACCGACAUAUUCUCUCGCCGCACAGGUCUGAUCUUUAGCAACGUCUUCUUCGCGCUAGGCACGUUGAUCUGCGGGCUCGCGCCGAACGCGCAAACCAUCAUCGCGGGGCGCGUCGUCGCAGGCAUCGGCGGUGGCGGGCUCACGUGCAUCGCGACGUUCGUGACGUCGGAUCUCGUCCCGCUGCGGAAGCGCGGUGUCUGGCAAGGCUACGGCAACCUCGUUUACGGGCUGGGGAUGGGGUCGGGCGGCGUGGUCGGGGGCGCGCUGGAGAACUGGCUGUCGUGGCGCUGGGCAUUUCUGCUGCAGGUGCCGUUCGUCAUCGUGUCGACGGUCCUGGUCGUGUUCCUGCUCGAUCACCAAGUCCUGUCAACGGCACCUACAUCAGCCACAACCACUCGUUCCGCGCUCCGCCGCAUCGACUUCCUCGGCGCGACCCUGCUCGUCACCAGUCUGGUCCUCCUGCUCCUCGGCCUCAACACGGGCGGCAACCAGCUCCCGUGGUUCCACCCGCUGAUCAUAACCUCGCUCGUCCUCUCCAUCACCACACUGGCCCUAUUCCUCUACCUCGAAGCAUCACCGCAGUGGAUUCCCGAACCGAUGAUCCCGGUCCUCGUGAUCGCGCGCUCCCGCACCGUCCUGGCCGCGUACCUGACCAACUGGUUCAGCACCAUGUCCUCGUUCCUCGCCCUGUACUACAUCCCACUAUACCUCGAGAUCCGCGGCGAGAGCAGCACGGCCGCGGGGCUGCGACUGGUCCCAUUCGCAAUCGCCAUGUCGGUCGGAUCUCUCGGCUCCGGCAUCCUCAUGCGCGCGACGGGCGUGUACUACUGGCAGAGCGCGGCGUCGAUGGCACUGUUCGUGGUGGGCGCGGCGCUGAUCGCGAGCUUCACGCUGACCUCGCCGGCCUGGACGACAUACGUGUUCCCCGCGCCGCUGGGCAUCGCCUACGGCUCCAUGCUGACCGUCACGCUCGUCGCCAUGAUCAGCGCCGUCGACCACGAGCACCAGGCCGUCGUCACCGCCGCCAGCUACGCCUUCCGCUCCACCGGCUCAACCAUCGGCAUCACCGUCGCGGGCGCUGUGUUCCAGAAUAUCCUGACCGCCGAGUUGCGCGACGCGUAUGGUGCGUUGCCUGGCAGUGAGGGCGUCAUCAAGCGCAUCAGGGAUAGUCUGGACAGUGUCAAGCAUUUGCCCAAGGGCUGGGAUCGAGCCGUCGUCAUGCAGAUCUAUAUGGAUGCGCUGAGGGGCGCGUUCCUGGCUGGGCUGGGCCUGGCGGUUCUGGCUCUGUUCGUCGCGUUGGCGAUGCGGGAGCAUCAUCUGCAUAGAAACCUGGCGAGGAAAUGA
Molecule: messenger RNA, 1707 nt
Organism: Exophiala bonariae
Lineage: Eukaryota; Fungi; Ascomycota; Eurotiomycetes; Chaetothyriales; Herpotrichiellaceae
Exons: 2
Coding region: 1-1707 (568 amino acids)
Biological process (GO): basic amino acid transport; transmembrane transport
Cellular component (GO): fungal-type vacuole membrane
Molecular function (GO): basic amino acid transmembrane transporter activity
Source: RefSeq, a predicted model, not a curated record